Messenger RNA from Lineus longissimus, 3852 nucleotides. Its product is annotated as dynein regulatory complex protein 10-like. Gene Ontology annotation, molecular function: protein binding. The transcript has 4 exons. Lineage: Eukaryota; Metazoa; Nemertea; Pilidiophora; Heteronemertea; Lineidae. The coding region runs from base 326 to 1756 and encodes 476 amino acids. The record is from RefSeq and is a predicted model, not a curated record.
UGCACUGUUUUGAAAACAAUAUUAAUCCAUUUUUUGCAAAAAAAUUGUAUUUUGAACUGGCACUAUGUGUUGCUAUGUAGCAGUGUACAUUUGUUGAUGGUUUGUGAAAAGGCGUGGAGAAAAUUUUGUUUGCGAUUCCUGUCGAAAGACGAAGAAAACAACGACAUAACAAAUGAUGAACUUGGCGAAUGAUUUGUCAUGUUAAUGCGACUUUUACAAUAAGUAAAUUUCAGUGGUUAUUUGUAUAAAAAACUUUUUGAAAUCACCAUAAACAGUCAUUUUUGAUACGUUUCCACUGUGAAUUCCAGAUUUCUGAAAACACAAAAUGGCCGCCGAAGUUGAAGUUCCUCCUCAGAUGGAGGUCAUGCAUAUGAGGUUACCCACUAAAAGUAACCUCACUCAAGUGAGCAUCAAACCUCUUAAGGCAAAAGUCAAGAAACUUGAUCCGUUGAGAGCACUUGAGCCAUCUCGAAAGAAGUUAUCAACCGUUGAAUCCCAAAGAAUCAUGGCAGUUUUAGAUGAAACCAUGAAAAGAACUGAGCUUGUGUCAAUCUUGCCACAAAUUCUUGAAAAUAUUGAUAGAUUUAGUGUGGUUCUUGGUCCGGAGCUUGUGUCAUUGUUGAAAGAACAUAAGGUUUUGAAGGAAAGCUAUGAAGAUAUCACACGGAAACUCGAUGAAGUGCAAGGUACAAGUUCUCUCCCAGAAGAGGAUCCCUUUGAUUACGGAGAGGACUUCUAUACGAGGCCAAGGAGCAAGCCAAGUACACACAGCGCUAAAAGUGAACCCAGUGAAAAAAGUGCUCCUGCAUCAAGACCUGCAUCUGCGGGUGAAAUUGAAGCUCUUGUCAGAAAUCAGCAAGCUGUAGCUAGCAAUCUGGCUUUCUCAUGCAAAAAUAUUCUGCGUGCAUUCAGCAGUAAUCUCUCGGCCACCCGGGCUGUUUUGAAAGAAUAUACCCAUAGACCAAGGUCUGUUCGAUCUUUGAUUAGUGGCUGUGAAGAGAUGAAAGAUGUCAUGAUGGAGCGUCUUCUCACAACUCCUCUCGAAGCUGAGGAGAAAAUUGACUAUUUGGUGCAAGUGACACAGCGCGAACGACAUAAUGCAACCAUUAUUGAAAAACUGGAGGCAGAGUUGAAUGCUGCAAAUGAGGACAAAGAUGAAGAGAUCCGUAAGAAGAAUGAUGUCAUCCGAAGACUACAAGCUGAUCUUCACCAAAUUGAGAAGUUUUCUGAAGAGCACAUCCGGAGAACCAAGUCUGAGGCAGAGAAACAGGAGGCUGCUGAUCAGAAGAACAGUGAAGGGAAGAAGACUAAACUUCUUGGUGAAAUGAAUCAACUAAAGACCCAGUUACAGAACCUCAUCAGUGAACACCGAGAAGGAGAACAAGUUCUUAGAAAGAAAAAGUACAAGAUUGAAACAGAAGUUGAGAACUGGAUUCAGAAAUAUGACCAAGAUAUGGGAGACAGACAGGAUGAGUAUGAGGAAAUAGACCUUGUUUAUACUACGGAGAAGAAACAGUUGCACGAAUUGGAAGAACGCUUCAAGACGCUUGAAGAGGAGUACAAACAGAUUAUGGAGGAGAGACGUAUUGCAAGGGAGGCACGAGAGAAAGCCGAACAUGAGAUGCAACUCAUGAUACUCGCUUCAACAACCAUCCAGGCAUUCUGGAGAUCCUUCAAAGUCAGGAAGAUGCUCCGGGGUAAAAAGAAAAAGGGAAAGGGAAAAGGAAAAGGAAAGGGAAAGGGGAAAAAGAAAUAAACAAUGUCAUCCUACCUCUAAGUUGACCCAUUUCCUGGGCUGUGAUACCUCAGUGACACUUUCAUCUAAAUGUGGUUUUUGUAUUUUUUAUUAUGGCUGAUCCUCUUUCACGAGGCAUUUCUGUAAUCGAUCCACUCCAGUUUUACCUUACCUGCUGAACCUCUAUUUCUGUGAAGUUUAAGAUCCUGCUGGUGAAUUCACUCUUUUACUUCUGAUUUGAUUACCUGUGCAAGGGAUCAUUCCCUUCAGUUCAACAGAUGCUAAUUGAUUUUCACAAGUCCUUACUGUUGAUGUAUUCUUGAGCUAUUUACAUGUUUUUGUAAUGAUAACUUGUUGACUGCUGACCAGUUACAUGUCCCUGGAUAUGUGCUGCAAUAUAUUUGAUUCUUUACUGCUAAGAUAGUUACGAAGAUGUAACUACUAGUACUACCAGUUGUAUACAGUCAUUAGUAGACUUUGAUGGACCAAGUUGUCUUAUUCACUGUCUCUGGGAUCACUUUACAAGUACUAGCAAGACGUGACACCCUCUUGUCAGACACAUAUCUUGGGACUAAGACACAUGACACUGGCCACAUACCCUUGGAAGCUUUCUAUGUCAAUGCUGAAAAAGUCAACUUGUUCCCCUUUUCAGAUGUUAUAUACACUGCUGUAUGUUCUUGAUACCAAUCCAGGGGGUGUAUACAAAACCAAGACCUAAGACAUAAGACCUAAGACCUAAGAUCCCCCGAAGUACAAAACUAAGACCAGGUACAAAACUAAGAUCCCCGAGGUACAAAACUAAGACCCAAUUCCAAACUAAAAUUUUGAAGAAAAAUAUCAGAGUCUUAGUUUUGUACAUCAGGGGAUCUUAGUUUUGUACGUACAAAACUAAGAUCCCCCGAGGUACAAAACUAAGACCCAAUUCCAAACUAAAAUUUUGAAGAAAAAUAUCAGAGUCUUAGUUUUGUACAUCAGGGGAUCUUAGUUUUGUACGUACAAAACUAAGAUCCCCCGAGGUACAAAACUAAGACCCAAUUCCAAACUAAAAUUUUGAAGAAAAAUAUCAGAGUCUUAGUUUUGUACAUCAGGGGAUCUUAGUUUCCAAAUUCUGCCCCUCUUUCGAAUUCAUUUUGAUGUAGCAAUAUCACCUUUAAGAUGCAUGCAGUUGCUCCAUCUGAAUAAUACCUCCAUAUGCACUAUGCAGGCACGACCGGUCAUCACUCUAGCAUAUACUCUAGCAUAUACGGCCUCCAUCUCCUGAUCCCCUGAUGUACAAAACUAAGACUCUGAUAUUUUUCUUCAAAAUUUCAGUUUGGAAUUGGGUCUUAGUUUUAUACCUCGGGGGAUCUUAGUUUUGUACGUACAAAACUAAGAUCCCCUGAUGUACAAAACUAAGACUCUGAUAUUUUUCUUCAAAAUUUUAGUUUGGAAUUGGGUCUUAGUUUUGUACCUCGGGGGAUCUUAGUUUUGUACGUACAAAACUAAGAUCCCCUGAUGUACAAAACUAAGACUCUGAUAUUUUCUUCAAAAUUUUAGUUUGGAAUUGGCCUCCCCGGGUCUUAGUUUUGUACCUCGGGAUCUUAGUUUUGUACCUGGGUCUUAGUUUUGUACUUCGGGGGAUCUUAGGUCUUAGGUCUUAUGUCUUAGGUCUUGGUUUUGUAUACACCCCAAUCCAGGUGAUAUUUUUCAGUCCGUCCAGCCAUGAUGUAUUAAGUUUUCAACAUUGUAAAUAUUUUGUACAUACUAUAGGAAGUGUUCUCCGUGUAUGAUUAUUCUCUAUAAUGAAGAUCUUUGAUAAAAAAGCCUGCUUCAGUUUAAAGUAAUUUGUUCUUAUAUAAGACUGCUUUAGAAUGAGAGAUUUUACUCAUAGACUUGUUACAUUUUCUAGUCUUGUAUGAUUGUAAAACGUUCACUUAUGAAUUCCGUCCUUUAUCCUUGGAUCAUUUUGUUUCACUGCUGAUACAGCUUGUACAAGACAAGUGGUGAUUUCACUACCGUACUGUUGAUUUAAUUUUUGUAAAUAAAACAACAUCUCCAUCAGUGACAUUUAUUUCUAAAAGUAGAUAUGCAAUGUUGAAUAAAUUAUAUUGAAGUAAAAGUUGGCCGGAAUCUGUAUA